GCGUGGGGCUGCCGCUCUCUGCAGCCAGACGCUGCCCUGCUCGCCUGCCAGCCCCAGAGGAAAGCCGGGAGGAAGCGCUGCAGGGCGGCCAGACGAUGCAGCUCCGCUUUUGGCGGUAGGCAUGACCCGCUUAGAGAGCUCAAGAUGUCUUUCAAGAAGGAGACGCCACUUGCAAAUGCUGCAUUCUGGGCUGCAAGGAAAGGAAAUUUGGCACUGCUUCAGUUGCUGUUGAAUAGUGGGCGUGUCGACGUGGACUGCAAAGAUUGUCUUGGUUCAACAGCCCUUAUGGUAGCGUCAUACUAUGGCCACAAAGAAUGUGUGCGAGAACUGGUGCAGCAAGGAGCUGAUAUUAAUCUUCAGAGAGAGACUGGAGCCACUGCCCUAUUCUUUGCUGCACAACAAGGCCACAAUGAUAUAGUGAAGUUACUCUUUGAAUAUGGAGCUUCCACAGAAUUCAAAACCAAAGAUGGUGGUACUGCUUUGCUAGCUGCUUGUCAAUAUGGGCACAUGAGAGUGGUGGAUACCUUAUUAAAGCAUGGGGCCAACAUACAUGAUCAGCUUUAUGAUGGAGCUACUGCACUUUUCCUGGCUGCUCAGGGAGGUUAUCUGGAUUUAAUUCGGCUAUUACUAUCUUCAGGAGCAAAGGUCAACCAGCCAAGGCAGGAUGGGACAGCUCCGUUGUGGAUAGCUUCUCAGAUGGGAUACAGUGAUGUAGUGCGAGUGAUGCUGCUGCGAGGAGCAGAUCGAGAUGCUGCAAGGCUUGAUGGCACAACUGCUUUACUUAAAGCUGCAACCAAAGGAUAUAAUGAAGUUAUAGAGGAAUUACUUAAAUUCUCCCCUGCACUUGGCAUCCUAAAGAAUGGGACAUCUGCCCUUCAUGAAGCAGUUCUUGGUGGCAAUAUUAGAGCAGUAGCAUUACUCUUAGAAGCAGGAGCAGAUCCAAUACUUAAAAACAAGAAAAAUGAAUUGCCUUCAGAUCUGACAAAAAAUGAGCGCAUUCUACGUCUCCUGCAAUCUAGAGCAAAACACAGGAAGAGUUAAUAUCCCUUGACAUCUUGAGACAGCUGAUGAAUCCUGUCCAUAUUAGGUCUCAAAGUUCAGAAGUGAAAAAAUAUUGAGAUUCAAGUAUUUCCUGUCUCUUACUCUGUAAACGAAGUCAGGUUCUUCAUGGAAUGGUAGAUUUAAGAUCUGUUAAUUUGCUAUGGUCACCAGCUUUUAGUUGCUGGCUUUGGAGUAAUGAAGAUUGGUUCCACAUUAUAACUUUCCUGAAAAGCAGGUCUUAUUCUACUAGAAAAAGACUCUUUCUUUUAGUAUACUGUAUCUUUGAAGGAAAUUUCCUAAUUUGUCUCCAAUAUUGUAAUAAGUAGUAAUGCAGGUAUGGAAAACAUACCUCUCCUACUGUUGCUGAACUACAACUCGCAACAACCAGAUGGAAAUUAUGAGGGGUGCUUACAUUUAUUUAAUAUAUUGCAGGUCACAUAUUAUCCUAAUUGUUCUAACCAUUUUUUUUAAAAAGGUUGCAUAGGCUUGUUUUUUGUAGGCUAUUUUAGAUGUUGAGAUACAUAAGUGCCUCCCAAUAGGUUAGCAUCCUAUGACUUCUGGCUUCUUUGCAGUGAUUAGACUACUUUCAUUUUACACACACACACACGGGGGGGGGGGGGGGAGACUUACACAGAGAUACAAAUACAUAUAAUAUUGAAUUUCCUUUUGUAUAAUUUAUUAUUGUUAACCUCAGAGACUUCUAUGCAGAUUUCCUAUUAUGUAUGUAAUUUUGCUUUCUGUGUAUUUUUUCCAUUAGGCAUAUGUAAAAUCAUCACUCAUAAUAUUUUUUUUAUGAAUUACAAUGUAAAUUCAUGUUUUUUACAUCUAGGAAAAGCAAAAUUUACUGAUUGCAUUUUGUCACACACUUUAUGCAUUACAACAGAUUUAAUGGAUGCCAAAUAGUUUUUGAAAAUCUGUUGAAUGUACAUUGGUAGCAGGCCAAUAUAUUUAUUUAUUUAUUUAUUUAUUUAUUUAUUCGAAUUUCUAUACCGCCCUUCUCCUUUUGGACUCAGGGCGGUGAACAGCCAGAUAAAAAACAUCUAUACAAACAUCACAGUUAAAAAAUAAAGUUAAAAUAAUUUAUAAAUUUGGCCCAUAAUUUAAAACUUGUCAAUUAAAAUAAAUAUUAAAAUUUUAAAACUAACCCUAAAAUCAGGACAGACCGGCUAACUGAAAAAAAUAAGUUUUUAGGGCCCGACGAAAAAUCCGGAGGUCGGAGAUCACUCGUAUCUCUGGGGGUAGAUUGUUCCAUAGGGUAGGUGCCACCACAGAGAAGGCUCUCCUCCUGGGGGUCGUCAGCCGGCAUUGUCUGGCCAACGGCACCCUGAGGAGGCCCUCUCUGUGGGAGCGAACCGGCCGGUGGGAGGCUAUUGGUGGCAGAAGGCGGUCCCGUAAGUACCCUGGCCCUAAGCCAUGGAGCGCUUUAAAGGUGAUCACCAACACCUUGAAGCGCACCCGGAAGUCCACCGGAAGCCAAUGCAGCUCGUGCAGGAGAGGAGUCACAUGGGAGCGCCCCGUCGCUCCCAUAAUCCCCCGCGCAGCCGCAUUCUGCACCAGUUGGAGCCUCCGGGUGUACCCCAAGGGGAGCCCCAUGUAGAGAGCGUUACAAUAGUCCAGACGAGAAGUGACGAGAUAUAUACAUGAAAUAAGGAUUAAAUAGGAUUACUUUCAUUUAGACAGUUCUGUGUAAUGUUCAUUUCUCAUAUUAGGACAUGCUUACCUGAAUAUUUUAAUGGAGACUAUUACGGACAUACCAUUAACAUGCUUCUUUUCUGUUUCAAGUAUCCUGGCCAAGUAUGUUAUAGUAUCCUCCCUAUUUAAAUUAAUUUGGAAUGAGAUGCUUUUAUUUUGUGAAUAAUUUACUUUUCUCGUUUUCCUUCUCUGGGCAUUUAAACUAACACAAACCUAAUAACCUUAUUUUCUAUUUAUUUUCUAUUCAGUUAUAAUUAUAUUACAUGGAUUUGUCAUUUUUAUUUCAGCUAUUUUGUUAUGCCUACCAUCUUUGUAUUCUGUUUUAGCACUAAGCAUUCAGUUUCUUUGAUUAAGUCAUUUCUAGUACAAUAAUAUUAGCAAUAUCUAAACAUCUCUACAUGGUGUAGACUUUUUAGUUAUCUUUUUUGUAUAGUUUCUCGUGAUUCUCGUGAUAUAUACAUACAUUGGCAAGUUCUGCCAUAUUUCCACUUCACACCAACAUUUUUAACUUAAUAUUUUUAACCCUUAAAAAAAGGUUUUUAACAUUUUAAACUUUGUGUUUUGCAGCUUCUUCGUAUAUUUCCUUAGAAAUAAGCUCUCAAGCUGUUCUGUUUCUGAUAGUAUUGAAUAUUGAGAUUCAUUUCACUGUUAUUCAUACAGUUCAUCUUUUUCCUACAAAUAUGAACAAUUCCAAAUAUUCUCCAACACCUGCAAUGAAAUAUUUUUUCUUAACCUUGUGUUCAUAUUUGGAUAUUUUCCACAUGAAAACCGGAACAUUUCUGACACACAAUCAUGAAACUCCAACUAGCAAUCUUUUUCUUAACUAGAAUAUAUUUCUAAUAGUCUCCUUGCUUGCUUUUUCAGUGAAGCUGACAGACCUAUUCAUCAGUAAUAACCAGCAAAACGAUUUUGUAACUACCAUUUCUUUGCAGGGUGAGGCUUUUCCUUCCUUUCCUUUGCCAAUCUUUGCCACUCAGUCUUUUUUACUAUUACAGGUAUAACUUUGCCUUGCCAAUUAUUGCAGUUGUAAUAAUUCAAGUGAAAAAGCAAAUAAGGAAUUUAAUUUUCACAAUGAGAAAUGACUACAUUGAAGUAAUUUUGAGUUAUUUUAAAUUCCAUUUAUUUCAGUGGGUCUGCUCAUAAGUACAUAUCCUAUCAGACAUAAGACAUUUCCAUACAUAUUAUUUUUACUGUCUGCUCCUAAAAUAAACCAAACUAUAUUAGUAACAGUUCCUAAUAAUAACAAUUUUACAUCCACCUGCAUAUUAAAUAGUAAUCUUUUUUCUUUUUUUAUAUUUUUUUUUUAAUUUUCCAAAAGCAUUUGGCUCAACUUAGGAUAUUAUUCAUACAUUGUAAUAUACUGUUUAAGUGUUCUCAUCUACUAAAUUGCUGUGCUAGAUAAACACGGUAACGUUCAAGGGUAGAUUUUUGGGGGCCCUGCUCAGCAUAACGAGGAUAUUUUCCAAAUGAUCCUUCUGCUAAGUGGAACAGUGUUUUUUCUGGGUAAAUAGAUAGAUGACUGUGUUGUGGGUGAACUAAAUACUGCUGUCUAAAGAAUCCUUUUCCCUGUAAGAUCAUUAAGCUCCAGUAAAAUUAUUAGGGCCAAAGACUAAUUUCAAGUUCUGCAUCACUGAGCAGAAGUACUAAAAAUAGUGAACAAAUAAGUACCGAUCUUCCAUGAUGUCUUCAUCCCUGCAACAUAUAUUAGCCAUGAAAUACAUAUAUAGAUAUAUUAUAAACAAUGCAUUUAUUUUUAGUAUUUAUGAGCCUUUGUUAUUGGUGGUAUGCCAUUGACUGAAGAUCAGUUUAUAGGUCAUAUACAAUACCAAUUAGGAUCACUGAGGUGAAUUGUGCUUUAUAAAGUCUUUUUGUGUUUGAUAAUUGCAAUAGCAAACCAAAAAUAACUGUAUGGUAUGCAGUCUUCCUUUCAUGUUUACAACUACCAAAAAUGUAAUGCAGUUGCAAAGAAAGAAAUAAUUAAAAUAAAGAAAAUAAAUACAA
This is a messenger RNA of Pantherophis guttatus, 4734 nucleotides long. RefSeq names its product ankyrin repeat domain 29 (gene ANKRD29). Gene Ontology annotation, molecular function: protein binding. Lineage: Eukaryota; Metazoa; Chordata; Lepidosauria; Squamata; Colubridae. The record is from RefSeq and is a predicted model, not a curated record.